Caenorhabditis angaria is the source of this 1946-nucleotide messenger RNA. NCBI's taxonomy places the organism in Eukaryota, Metazoa, Nematoda, Chromadorea, Rhabditida, Rhabditidae. The record is from the annotation of a GenBank genome assembly.
AUGUUAUUAUCGAAUAAAUUUUUCCGAAAGAAACAAUUUUCUGGAAACUCACAUCUUGAUACACAAUUGAAAAGAUGUCUGUCAGUAUUCGAUGUUAUGUUUAUUGCACUCGGAAAUAUGAUUGGAGCUGGAAUUUAUGUUUUAACAGGUCAAGUUGUGCAUUCUGAAGCGGGGCCUGCGAUUAUUUUGUCGUUUCUUUUUUCGGGUUUUGCAGCACUUCUAUCAGCUUUCAGUUAUGCAGAAUUAGGUUCGAGGUUUGUAUUUUUUCAAUUGUUAAUGAAAUUCCGUUUGUUGUAGAUUUCCGCGAGCAGGAAGUGCUUAUACAUAUUCAUAUGUUGCAAUGGGUGAAAUUUGGGGAUUUAUAGUUGGUUGGACAGUUCCUUUGGAAUAUAUGAUUGGAUUGGCCGCGGUUGCAAGAGCUUGGACUGCAUAUUUAGAUAAUUUAGUCAAUAAAAGAAUAUCAACUUUUAUCAUUGAAAAUAUUGGUCAUUUGAGUACAACUGAAGGUGGAUUCUUUGCCAGUUAUCCAGAUAUUCUCGCAUUUUUCGUAUUACUAUUUGUUUCGAUUGCUGUGGCUGUCGGAACAAAACUAUCAGCAAAUGUCAAUUCCAGUUUUGUGGUAUUAAAUAUUGCCGUGAGUUUUGAAAUGCAGAAACAAACUUGAAUGAUUUGAGUUUAGGUAAUAUUGUUUGUUGUAAUCUAUGGAUUAACAUUUGCUGAUUUUUCACUUUGGUCAGGAGUUGAUGAAAAUGGUAGAUCAAAAUUCAUGCCAUUUGGUUUAUCUGGUGUUCUACAAGGCGCUGCGUCGUGUUUUUUUGCAUUUAUUGGAUUUGAAGUUUUGGCUACAGCUGGAGAAGAAGCGAAAAGUAUUUCUGUAUAUCUCCAAGUAUGAAAUUUAUUCUUAUUUUAGAUCCACAUCGAGCGAUCCCAAUAGCAACAUUUGGAUCAUUGACAAUUAUCAGUGUUCUAUAUAUACUGAUGAGCUGCUCAUUAACAUUAAUGAUACCGUAUAAUCAAGUAGAUCCAGAAGCAGCAUUUUCAGCUGCAUUUGAAGCAAAAGGGGCAACAGUUGCAAAAAUAAUAAUGAGUAUUGGAGCAUUAGCUGGAAUGUUGAAUAAUCUUGUAACUGGAGCAUUUGCUCUACCAAGAAGUGUUUAUGCAAUGGCUGAUGAUGGAUUAAUUUUUGGAUUUUUUGCAAAAGUUAAUUCAAAAACAAAAACACCAUUGAAUGCAACUAUUGUAUUUACAUUAUUAACUGCUAUUUUGACUCUUAUUUUUGAUUUGAAUGCUUUGGUCGAAUUUUUAUCAAUUGGAACAUUAUUGGCAUAUUCAAUGGUAUCUGCGUGUGUUUUACUUUUAAGAUAUCAGAAAACUCCAAUCGAAGGAGAAGAAAACAAUUAUGAUAAAGGUGGACAACUGAAGAAAUGGGUCCCAUUCAAAUCUUAUAUUUCAACUUUUCAACCUGGCCGAAGUAUACAAUUAGCUUUAUUCACUCUAAUUAUAGGCUAUGUUAUUAUUGCAUUAUCUAUUAGAAUCCGUAUGUUACGAAAAUUUAUCGGAAAACCUUUAAAUAAAGUAUCAAUUUUACAGAAAACAUUGACAAUUUUCUUGGAAUUAUUCUAGUUAGUUUUGGAACAAUUUUGUCAUCGAUUGCUUUAUUUUUCAUUAUUGGCCACGAACAGAAUGAAUUACAAGCAACUUAUAAAGUAAGAUUUGAACUAGAUCGUUGUAAUUCUAUUUGAAUUUUUCAGGUACCAUUUGUUCCAUUUAUUCCUGCGCUAAGUCUUUUGAUAAACACAUUUAUGAUGAUAUAUUUGAAGUUUAUGACAUGGAUCAGAUUUAUUGUUUGGCUUGCAAUCGGAUUAUUAAUAUAUUUUGGUUACGGUAUUCGGAAUAGCAAAGAAGGAAAGAAAAAUGUAGAAAUCGAAAUAAAAACCAAUAAAUAA